Pocillopora damicornis (cauliflower coral) is the source of this 1144-nucleotide messenger RNA. RefSeq lists its product as uncharacterized. The record is from RefSeq and is a predicted model, not a curated record. Lineage: Eukaryota; Metazoa; Cnidaria; Anthozoa; Scleractinia; Pocilloporidae. Gene Ontology annotation, cellular component: membrane.
UGGAGGUUGGUAUCGAUCGUUGAUUGCUGUAUGUCCACAAAUCUUCUAAGUUCUUCCAAGUAAUGGGGAGCUUUCUUUCCGCUGGCAUGAAAAACCCUCUUUUUACUGCAGCAGCAAUAGACUUUGGUAUUCAGUGGAUUUGUUGGGUGGUUGCGUCCAUUCUUCAAACGGAAAAGUUUUACGAUUUGGCCGGUUCCUCCACCUUCGUCUUCCUGACGUUGCUAACCCUAAGAUGGCAAAGGAAAGUCAACUUGCGUCAGAUUAUCCAGUCUGGCUGUGUUACGGUUUGGGGACUUCGACUUGGCUUGUAUCUGUUUCACAGGAUUCUCCAGGACGGAAAGGAUAGCCGUUUCGACAAGGUUCGAGGGAAUCCCCGUGUGUUUUUCAUCUACUGGACAAUUCAAGGUGUUUGGAUCUUCCUGACUCUACUACCAACCCUGAUCCUGAAUGCUUCUGCUAAAGACGAAGAGCUGACAUGGAAGGAUUACUUAGGAUGGGCUUUCUGGCUAAUCGGAUUCAUACUAGAAGCAGGUGCAGAUUACCAAAAGUCGCAGUUCAAGGCUAAUCCUGCUAACAAAGGCAAGUGGAUUGCCUCUGGGCUGUGGAGCAUUAGCCGACAUCCCAACUAUCUUGGCGAGAUGCUGAUGUGGUCCAGCUUGUUUCUUCCGGCUUCCUCAGUAAUGUCUGGUUACCAGUACUUGAGUGCCAUCUCCCCUAUGUUUGUGGCUUAUCUUCUGACUCGAGUCAGUGGCAUUCCACUUCUGGAAAGGCAGGGUUUGAAGAAAUGGGGGCAUCUACCAGCCUACCAAGAUUAUCGCCGAAGCACUGCAGUUCUGAUACCUUACAUAUGGUAGAAUGUAACAGUACACUCGCCCAUUCACACUUAGGUUGAUGAGGUCUGAUUGUAAAACUAGAUUUGGAAAGGCCAGAUGUAGACAUUGCAGUUUUUUUUUUUUACAUUUUGUUUCUCCUUUAUCAAGAUACUCUAAUGUUAUCUAACCCCGCAUGUGAUGUAAUUUCUUGGUUAUAUUAAAUUUUUUUUUUUUGGAAACAUUUUUACACUUUGAUUAGUUUGAGAACUCUCCAAAUAUAUGCUACUUAAAAGAUGUCCUGCUUUCUAAAUAUAUGAUACAUUAUACUGCAA